Messenger RNA from Symbiodinium pilosum, 699 nucleotides. The record is from the annotation of a GenBank genome assembly. NCBI's taxonomy places the organism in Eukaryota, Dinophyceae, Suessiales, Symbiodiniaceae.
GCCGAUCUGGAGGAGCUGCAGGCCAUUUUCGACAAAGUGGGUGCCCAAUGCCACUAUCGCACCGAUGUUCCGCAUAAGAGCCGGCUGGGCUUUGUUGCCCAGGAUUUCGAGGGCGCCGGCGUGACAGGCACCGCGCGACACGAGGACCGGAACCUGAUGACGCUAGACUACGCGCGGCUCACCGCCGUGCUGGGGCCAGGCAUGGCUGAGAAGGCGGCGCUGAACCUACUGCGGCGGCUGGCCAGCGACUUCAACGUGAGGGACGCCGGGAAGCUGUACCAGAUCUCAAAGCGCGAGUUCCUCGACCAGCCAGCCGUCGGUGAACCGCGCAACGGACGCCUUGAGGAGGGAUGUGGCAAGGCAGAUGCUGGCCCCGAAGCCCCGGAUCUGAUCGACUUCUCGCAAACACGCGGAGACGAGAACAACUACGUGGUUACCACCGACGAGGGAAACGAGUUCCGUGUCGCCGACGCCACGGAAGCCUACAACGCGUGCCCGCACGAGGCCGUGCACGCCGCGCCCGAGGACGUGGAGGCCCAGCCCACCAUCCAGUUCAGAGUGCUCCAAGACAACGCUGAGAAGUUCCAGCACAACAAGGCGCUUACGGAGGGGCGUCGGACGGGUUGCAGCAGGCGGACGAACGCCAACCGGAGCUUCCAGCCCAGCUACGGCCCGGCCAGAGACCUGGCGGACUUUUGA